AUCCUCGUUGUGUUCGCAGUAAAAGACAUACGCCUGCCAGUCCUGUUUCUAUAGGGAACAUGUCUGACUCCUCAAUUCGCAAUCAGUCUCUUGACUUGUGACUACACGCGUCGCAUAUAUUCCUGUACUGAAAGCACCAACCACAACUAUGAUAUUUGUCUGAAGCUUGAUCUACAAGUAGAAAAUUGCUGGAGUCGCGCCUUACGCAAUGACGUCGAACAUCCCCAAAUUUGCGAGCUUCCGGCCAAAGCCCAAGGCCGCCCCAGAGCCACCCAAGGAACCCCAACACCAUGAGAAAGCCGAACGAUCGCCAAAAGAAAAACGUUCUACCAAGGGGAGGUCACCAUCGCCAAAUCGACAUGUUCGCGGGCACGAGUCAAGCAAAGACAGGCCCUACUUCAGCGACCGACGCGGAGAUCCCGAAGUACUGCGGUAUGGAACAAUGCACCGUUAUGACAUCCCACCCUACCGUCGCUUCGGUCAUGGCUUCAUACUAGGACUUUCUGUAAACCAAAAGAUCGAUAGAGAGUACUCAACGGAUCGAAAAAUACUAGUGACGCCAGCGACACGAAGGCGGCAAGAGCGACUGCUGACUAGCAAGCGUGCGAACAAGUCGAGUGAGCGCGCGUUGCGGCUGCUGAAGGCCGAGGUCCCCGAUGUGGAUCACUCUCAGGACUUUCUGUCAUUGUCUGCAAACGCAAAGAGGAAGCGCGAUGACAGUGAAGAUGAAGAUGCCGAGAUGGAGCCUAGGACAGACUACCGCGGCAUCGAAGGGCCAAAGUCAACAGAGCCUGUGGAUCCAGACACGCAAUAUGAGUCGGACCCGGAUGUUACAAUCGACACUGAAGUCACGUGCAAGAACUCGCAGCUCGCGCGGCAGACGAAACAGCAUCCUGGAGAUCUCCAAAGCUGGCUGGACUUGAUCAAACACCAAGAAGCCAUGCUAAAGCUCGAAAGGCCAUCUGCUGAGCUGACUGCAUCUGACAGAGCACAUCUUGCUGAUAUACGUAUCUCCACAUAUGAGGAGGCUUUGAAAAAGAUCGGCGGGGAUCAAGACAGCAAGCUGAAACUGUACAAAGGACUGCUGGAAGAAGCAGGAAGGGCCUGGGAUGGCGCCAGACUGACCAGCAAAUGGAAUGACGUGCUUGCGAAGCAUCCGCAGAGCGUGGAGCUAUGGAUGAAGUAUCUUGACUUUGUGCAGUCACGCUUCACCAGUUUCAAGUUUGAGGAGUGUCGGGCGACCUUCUUCAAAUGCAUCGAGUCUCUUCGUACAACCAAAAGCGAAGUGUCUGUGGAACAAACCUUGCAUAUACUACUGCGUUUGACAUCUAUGACACACGAUGCAGGAUACCAGGAACUCGCUCUCGCCGUGUGGCAAGCUGUACUCGAACAUCAUUUGCUACAACCAGAAGUAGACACAGACCUUCAGGCUUUCAAGCAGUUCUGGGAAAGCGAAGUGUCUCGCAUCGGUGAGCCUGGGGCAAAGGGAUGGAAGCAUAGCAACACAGAUGAUGCGCCGCCCCCAGGUCCUCCGUCUCCGCACGAGAAAGAAGCAUCAGAUGCUGUUUUCGAAGAUUUUCGAAGGCGCGAAGUGGAGGCUACGUCGGUGUUACGACUCCCUGGUCGCACGUCAGACGAUGUAGCAGAGGAUGAUGCAUUUCACACAAUCUUCUUCUCUGAUGUCGAGCCAUACCUGGCUAUCAUCUCGCCUGACACACCAGCAAUACUGAUCAUUGAAGCUUUCUUGUGUUUCUGCGGCCUGCCGACUUUACCACAUCGCACACCACAACAACGUACCUGGUGGUCUGAUCUGUUCUUGCAGCGCUAUUGGCACUCUACUUCUCCGGACACCGACGAUUCUACGCAACUCACAAAAACCAUCAAACGCUUCUCGAACUAUUCAGCAAAACACUCCCAGAUGACCACGGAGCUCCUAUUCGAGCAAAGCUUCUCACUAGAUGGCAUCAGACUUGACGCGGACUUCAUCAGGCGCUUGCUCAAGCUCCUAGCUUCAGACAUUUCCAGCGAUGAUAUUAUAGGAGAGUAUCUGCUAGCUUUCGAAUCGAAACACUUCCCAGUGGAAGUGUUCAAGUCCGCGAAGCGAUUACUCAAAGCGCGUCCGUCAAGCUUGCGCUUGUAUAACGCCUAUGGAAUAGUCGAAUCGCGUCUAGGUAACUCUGUCAAAGCAGAUCAAGUGUUUGGAAUGGCGCUGUCUAUGCAGAAAGGAGACAGUGUGCUCUCAUUACCUUGGAGUUUGGAACUUUUCAGUAACUGGGUAUGGGAAGCACUCAGACGGGGAGAACACAGCGAAGCCUUAUGGCGGCUCGUCUCACCAAAGGGUAGCCUUCCAGCCGGCGCAGCCAAAGACUCACACCCCGACAACACUCUUCUUGAGACAGCACAUCUAACCCUCAGCCAAAAAAGCGAACACGCCCUACUCCAUCACGACUACACGACAGCAAUAACAAGCACCUCCCUCCUCGCCCUCCUAACCUACCUCACCCACAACAACUCCGCAUCACAAGCCCUCGAACUCCACGCCAAUCUCACCUCAUGGUUCACAUCGCACCAUCUCUCCACCUCCGCCGUCGCAGAACUCCACGUCCAAUCCAUCGCCAACCUCCUCACCCACCACACCGCCCACGCCCCCAUCGUCAAACCCUCUCUCACCCGCUCCACUCUUGAGCCGCUCAUAUCCCGCUUCCCAACUAACACGAUUCUCCUCGCGCUCUAUGCCGCAAACGAAGCCCGCUUCUCUGUCGACGACCGCGUACGAGGUAUCAUGCACCAGAACGCCUUGCAGAACCCCGAAGAAAGGAGUAUACCAGGCUGGGCCUUUGCCAUACACUACGAAACCCUCAAGGGAGAAAUUGCAGGUUCGACCACGCAUUCCAUCCGUGCAUUGUACAAGCGCGCCACGGAGUCCACGACUGGAUCUCGGUGUCCAGCACUGUGGAAAGCGUACGUGGAGUUUGAAAUGCGGUGUCUACGUGAGGAGUCGGCGAGACAACGAGCGAAUAAGAGACCGCGUAGGGAUGGCAAGAAGAGUAGAUGGGAGGUGCGGGUUGAGGAGGCGGAGCAACGGGUUAGAGACACGUUUUACGCUGGAUUGAGGAAUUUGCCGUGGUGUAAGGAGUAUAUUAUGCUCGCUUUUACGGAAGCAAGAGAUGUGUUUGGUGAGGAGGAUAAGGGAAGGUUGUAUAGGGUCAUGAUGGAGAAGGAGUUGAGGCUUUAUGUUGAGUUGGAUGCCGAGGAUGUAUAGAUGAAGUGAAGGGUGCAGUAGAUUGGAUAGUCAGACGUGUUAGCGUAAGCAUGAGCGAAGAAGCUGAUAAUGGCCAUCUUGUACGGGGAGGCUUUUUUGAACAAAAUAUAUAACCAUGUACAUUAAUCGCCCGUAUCUAUCCUAC
Messenger RNA from Alternaria rosae, 3407 nucleotides. RefSeq names its product NRDE-2, necessary for RNA interference-domain-containing protein. Gene Ontology annotation, biological process: negative regulation of RNA catabolic process; regulatory ncRNA-mediated post-transcriptional gene silencing; RNA processing. The transcript has a single exon. Gene Ontology annotation, cellular component: catalytic step 2 spliceosome. Bases 209 to 3262 code for a protein of 1017 amino acids. The record is from RefSeq and is a predicted model, not a curated record. Gene Ontology annotation, molecular function: protein binding. NCBI's taxonomy places the organism in Eukaryota, Fungi, Ascomycota, Dothideomycetes, Pleosporales, Pleosporaceae.